Molecule: messenger RNA, 2395 nt
Organism: Vicia villosa (hairy vetch)
Lineage: Eukaryota; Viridiplantae; Streptophyta; Magnoliopsida; Fabales; Fabaceae
Exons: 3
Coding region: 275-1912 (545 amino acids)
Source: RefSeq, a predicted model, not a curated record
AUCAUCACCAUCAUUUUCAAUGUCUUCAAAACAUCCAAUGUCUUAAGAUAACUUGGAACAAACAAAAACUCUUCAACUUCCUUUUUUUUUUAACCUCAAAUUUCAUAUUUUCUUACACUUUAUUCUUCUCUUUCCUUCUAUUCUACACUUCCACAUUAUCCCUCUCUUCUCUUCUUUGUUCUCAUUAGAGAACUCCAUUGAAACUUAGAUGCUACAUUGAUUAGAUCCAAGCUUUUGAACCAACCCAUUACUGUUUUUAGCCUAAAAAAGGGUCAUGGGUGGUGGUAGUAUUAGAGAAUCAUGGUGUUUUUGUAAAGGGGUGAGUAAGUCUGAGAGAAUGAAAGGUGCUAUUUUUUCAGGAAAAAACCAAGCUUUGGCUACAAUUAGUAACACCAAUGUUGUUAAUGGUGUUUCUGGAACUGGGUUUCUUAUUCAUAGGAACCUUCUUUUGACAACUCAUGCUAAUCUUCCUUCUGCUGUUGCUGCGAGUAGCUCUGAGAUCCGCUUGCAUAAUGGUGUUGCGGCCACUCUUGUUCCUCAGAGGUUUUUCAUUACAAGUUCUGUAUUAGAUCUUACAAUAGUGGGAUUAGAUGAUGCCGACGGGGAAUCGAACGCGCAGGGUCAAAACUCUCACUACUUGAAGACCUGUUGUAAAACAAAUCUUGAUCUAGGAAGUGUAGUGUACCUUUUAGGUUAUACAAAGAAACAAGAGCUCACUGUUGGUGAAGGGAAGGUCGUCAUAGCGACCGACAAUCUCAUAAAACUUUGUACCGAUGGAAUUAUAUGGAGUCCAGGUUCUGCAGGAUUUGAUGUAAAUGGAAAUCUAGCUUUUAUGAUAUGUGAUCCUAUGAAAUUAUCGACGUCACCGAAUACAAAAUCGCCUUCGACUUCUUCAUCGUCUACCUCGUCGUGGAAGAAGGAUCUCCCAAUGCAAUUUGGCAUACCGAUUCCUGUCAUAUGUGAUUGGUUAAAUCAGCACUGGGAAGGUAACCUUGAUGAGCUUAACAAGCCGAAAUUACCGCUCAUGCGGUUGAUGUCGAACGGUCCUAGGAGUGAACAUUCAUGCGCUUCCUUCACUUUGCGGCAAGUUUUCAAAUCGACAGAUGGUGAUAAUGAGGGCACCUCAUCUUCAUCAAACAACAAUGUCGUAAAAACAAGAGAUCAGGGACAAAGCUCGGGUGCUGUCGCCAACACUGCUGAAGAAGAAAACUUGAUUACUAACUCUAAUGCUGCACAUAUACAAGGGAUUCCAACUCCAGAAAUAUACGAAUCACCUAGAGUAACUUCUGUGCCGCUCAGAAAGAAAGAAAAUACACAAAUACAACUUUUGGACAUCAAUUUUCCCCCAAGGAUUGCCAAACCUCCAGUUUCCUCGCAACCGUCAAAGGAACCGCAUCCGAAACCCGCUGAACCUCUGCACGAAAACCAGCCAAAAGGAGAACAAAACCAAGACAGAAUGCCAGUAAGAACUCCCGUUACUGAAGUUUCCUCAACAGGUUCUGUUAACGGAGCUCUAUGUGAGGUUCAAUCUAGUUCCUCACCCGUGGAUGCUUCCCGAAUGCACGACGGAUAUACCAGCGAAGGAGAGACUAUGUACUCAGCAGAAACCGCAGAGAGCCGUAACUAUACAAGUCCUCGAGAGUUGAACUUCCAACAAGUGGGAAGGAGUCAGAGUUGCGUAAGUCACAAUAGAUGGGGUGCUGCAAAGAGAAGUCAAGUUGCUCGCGGGAUGCUAGUUGAAAAUCAAAGAAGCUUCAUGAAUGUAAAGAAGAUGCAUUCACAAGGAGCAACUUCUCAGAGAAGCAACGAGUAUUUCAGCCCAACGGUAUCGUCGAUCAUGAAACGUAACGGCUCGGAGCAACCAACAAGAUCCAGGUACCAAUCAAAGUCAUCUCACCAUAGAAAUUUAUAGCAAGGUAUUGAUUACUAGAAUGGAAAGCAUAGAAUCCAAAAAUCUUGGUAUUCAUUCAUAUCUUCUUGUACUUCACAGAUAGUCCAGUGUAUGUAAUGGUGUAUUGAGUUUGGUUACUGAGUACACAUAUUAGAUAACUCAUUAAUCAUCUACUGUUUUUAUUAAUUAUGAUAUUAAGCAUCAUUAACUGAUAUAGGGUGAAUCAUUAACCCUUCACUAAACUCAGUCUUGGUGUACCCUAUAACUGAUCUCAAAUAUGUCAUGAACCACUGAUUUUGAAUAUACUAAAUCAAUUGUCAUGUGUUUUGAACUUUCAAGAUGUACAAAUAUCAUUUUUGUACAUUGUUGUUUAGUAUACCCGCAUCUAGUGAUCCCACACCUUAAAGAAACUCCAAAAUACUCUUCGUAUCAUCUGCAUUUCAAAAUUCGGAUGAGCCUAUUAUAUAUCAAAUCACUUCAUCGGAAUGGCACCCCCAUUUUUCC